Cryptomeria japonica (Japanese cedar) is the source of this 1531-nucleotide messenger RNA. Its product is annotated as E3 ubiquitin-protein ligase ATL31. Lineage: Eukaryota; Viridiplantae; Streptophyta; Pinopsida; Cupressales; Cupressaceae. Bases 230 to 1303 code for a protein of 357 amino acids. The transcript has a single exon. The record is from RefSeq and is a predicted model, not a curated record.
AUAAAUGCAUACUUUGAAGAGGGAAUAUAUCCAGCUAAUAUGAUAGGGGUGUGGAGGGCAAUGAAAGCAAUAAGGAAACAUUAUGUAUUGGAUCGGUAUUAAAUAUCAUUCAUGCAGGAAUCGUUUGAAUGCAAUUUAGGUAAAACCCAAUUCGGUUUCGCAGAAUUCAGGAACUGGGUUUGAUUGGGAGUUGUUUAGAAAGAACAGCACUCCAGUGUUUGUGGGAAAAAUGGACAGUUUUCUUGCAUCGUCUGCUACAGACAAGAGAAACUCUUUCUUUGUCAUCAAUCCGACUUCUGCUCCGUCAUUAAAAAUUGUGAGUUUGGCAGAUCAAAACCCAUAUGGUACUCCCGAUGCGAAUUACAAUGACAUCAGCUUCAAUCCCUCACUAGCGAUCCUCAUCGUGGCGCUGUUCAGCUUCAUUUUCAUGAUUAUGAUUUUCUCAAUCUGCAUCUGCCGCCGCGUCAUGACUGUAGAGGAAGGCAGUAGGGCUUUCCGACGACCGGGUGUCAAUAAUAAUACGAGGGGCCUGGAGCAGACGGUCAUCGAGAGCUUUUCGGUAUUCAGCUACAGUCUGGUGAAGGGGCUAAAAUCUCAGGCCAAGGGGUCGGAGUGCACUGUCUGCCUCAGCGACUUCGGGGACGACGAAAUGGUGCGCUUGCUUCCCAAGUGCAGCCACGCUUUCCACCCGGAGUGCAUCGACAUGUGGCUCUGCUCACACACAACGUGCCCUAUCUGUCGGGUCAGCCUUGUGCCGGGAGACGACUCCACUCCCACAGCCACCGUCGAGCCACAGACGACACCCGAGCAUAUCACUAUCGUUGUCGACAACGGAAAUAACGAAGCUCCGGAGACGACCAACGAUUCGACGGGGCACUCAUUGGUAAUGGUGAGGAAGGAGAUGGAGCAGCCAACGGAGUGGUACAUCGCUACGCCUCGUGGGCUCACUCCCGGAUUGCACAGGAGCUGCAGCUUUGUAGCUGGCCAUCCUUCGCAGGCAGCGUCCACUUCUAAUGCGCCGCCAGCGUGCCCCAGGCCGGGCAGUUCUGUGGACGAUGUGGAACGCAGGUCGAAAUCGGAAAGAUGGGGGAACGGUUCAAAGAAUCCGAGCUCGUUUUUAAGAAGUUUUUCUGAGCGCGUUGCGCUUCCUCCUGGAGAACGACGGGGGAUGGAGCAACCAAGUCACAAGGCUUAUCUGAGGAGGACGUUCAGUUGGCUGAUGGGAAGAGAGAGGGAGAGGAACAGACCGGAGGGCUCAGAGAACAUAUCAGUGUCCUCCAGACAUUAUCAAAUUGCGGUAUAAGUGGUGUAUUGUAACAAUCGUAAAAGAAAGUAAAGGGGCGUUUGCCCCUUUCAAAACGUUCCACAAGAUUGUUAAUGGCCCCUCUGAAAUCUCCAAAAGAGAAGACCUUGGAGUGGCUUUGGCAUUCUAAUGCUCUUUUUUAAACUGAGAGGAAUCGUUCUUUGACAGGACAAACCCCUGUAACCUCUGGAAAGAUGUGCAAUAGAGGCCUAAACCAAAAAAUUUCUA